This is a messenger RNA of Heteronotia binoei (common prickly gecko), 2611 nucleotides long. RefSeq names its product fucosyltransferase 11 (gene POFUT4). The record is from RefSeq and is a predicted model, not a curated record. Gene Ontology annotation, molecular function: alpha-(1->3)-fucosyltransferase activity. Lineage: Eukaryota; Metazoa; Chordata; Lepidosauria; Squamata; Gekkonidae. Gene Ontology annotation, cellular component: Golgi membrane.
AUGGCGUGGCUGGGCGGCUGCGGCUGGGCCUUGGUGGCGUGGCUGGCGGUGCGGGGGGCGGCGGGGCAGGCGCGGGAGGCGCCGCGGGGCGAGUGCGAGGCGGGGGGCGGCUGCGGGGGGCCGGGCGCGGCGGCGGCGGGCGCGGGGCGGUGGGCGGGGGCGGCGCCGCCGAUCCUGCUGUGGUGGAGCGGGGCGCUGUUCCCGCACUGGCCGGGGCCCUCGGCGCGGGUGUCGUGCGGGGCGGCGCGGUGCGUGUCGACGCGGGCGCGGGCGGCGCGGGGGCUGCGGCGGACGCGGGCGCUGCUCUUCUACGGGACGGACUUCCGGGCCUCCGAGGCGCCGCUGCCGCGCCUGGCGCACCAGAGCUGGGCGCUCUUCCACGAGGAGUCGCCGCUCAACAACUUCCUGCUGGCGCACCGGGCCGGCCUGGCGCUCUUCAACCUCAGCGCCACCUUCCGCCGCCACGCCGACUUCCCGCUCAGCCUGCAGUGGCUGCCCGGCCUCGCCUACCUGCGCGCCCCGCCGCCCCCCCGCCCCCGCCCGCCCGGCCGCGCCGCGCUGCUCUACCUGCAGUCCCACUGCGACGUGCCCUCCGACCGCGACAGAUACGUCCGCGAGCUCAUGAAGCACAUCCAGGUGGACUCGUAUGGUGCAUGCCUGAACAACCGAGAGUUUCCGAGUAUGAGGUUGAAGGACACAUCUACAGCAACCACAGAAGAUUCUGAAUUCAUGACUUUUAUCUCCAAUUACAAGUUUCAUUUGGCCAUGGAGAAUGCCAUAUGUCAUGACUACAUGACAGAGAAACUUUGGCGGCCCAUGCAUGUCGGAGCUGUCCCUGUGUAUCGAGGCUCACCGUCAGUACGAGACUGGAUGCCCAAUAACCAUUCCAUCAUUCUUAUUGAUGAUUUUGAGAGCCCCAAAGCACUCGCAGAAUAUCUCAACUUCCUGGACAGGAACCCAGACGAGUACAUGAAAUAUCUUGAAUAUAAGAAACCUGGUGGGAUUACGAACCAGUUCUUGCUGGAGCACCUGGAGAGGCGUGAGUGGGGAGUGAAUGACAUGACUCUGCCGAAUUACCUGAAUGCAUUUGAGUGUUUUGUCUGUGAGAGAGAGAAUGAGAGACUCGCUGCAGAGAGGGAACAUAAGAGGACUGGUGGGAAAGUGCCGGCUCCUGAACCUCGCAUCGUUCAGCUGACGCACAUGGGCUGCCCUCCGCCUGCGCCUGGAUAUGGGAACAUUGAGGACAUUCCCGAAGGAGACAGCUGGAAAGAGAUGUGGCUGCAGGAUUACUGGCAGAGCCUGGACCAAGCUGAGGCCCUCACAGCCAUGAUCCAUCACAACGAGAGCGACCCGGGGAGGUUCUGGGACUACAUGCACAAAGUCUUCUUGAAGAGAACCCGACCCACUUGACGGUGCCUCCUGCGCAGCCUUUCUCAGUAUUGCCCGGCUGCACAGCUCGGAAUUCCUCCUUGUGGGGACAGCCUGCCCCCUUCCUGCCGGGACUCCUGGCUUCAAGCCUUCGGGGAGAUGCCGCUUUGGCAGGCAACCACAAGCCUCCUCCCGUGGCCAAAGAGGAGAAGUGUUGUGUCAGCUGGUUCUGGAAUCGCCCAAACGGUCUUCAUGUUCAUGCCAAAUCGCUUGGAACUGAAUUCAUUGGAAUAGCCAGACAGGUCCUGUGGCAUCAUAUUUCAGGCAGUUCAGUAUUAAUUUCUCAAGUUUUAAAGUAUAUUUUUUAAAUUACGUUUUGCAUCCCAUUCCUGUUACAGUGCUUUUAUUUUGCAAUGCUACCUCAGUUUAGUCAGAGAGGAUUCUUACGUUUCCCAUUGGUUUAAACUUAUUGAAUAACGGCUACAGUACCUCAGUCUUUCCUGGAACUCCCUUGCUUCAGUUCCAGACAGGAAGCCAUGAGAACCAUUUUUUAAAAGUGUGAUUCUAACAGCGCAAUCUGUGGAGGAGGAUAUGUGUGCUGAACUCAAUCUGCUGGUCUCCCUCCACCUGGAGAGCAUCUUGAUUACUGCUCAUAUUUGGCUCUUCCUGGUUUCUGUUGUGGCGCCUUCUUACCCAACCAUCAAGGGAAGUAUUCUAAGAGACCAGACAUCAUGUGACCUUGACUGAGUCUAGCAAUCUUUGGAUUCUUCCUUUGAUCCCAAAUACAGAUCAUCUGGAGACAUUCCCUCUUCUGUGGUUUGUUAAAAGAUAACGGCAGACCUAUCCCUUCCUUUUAUGCAUCUGUGAUAGAUUUUUGUAGCCAUUCAAAAAAGUCUAGCUUUUUCUGUAUUUUAGUCAUCUGCCUAGAACUAGUAAGUUAAGAAGAAACAGUAUAGGGUAGAGAGCAUCUAGUGGGGUGAUACUGAUGGCUACAGGAAGUGAAUCGGAACACUUGAACAAAGAAACUUUGGAAGAACUGAAUUACAAGAAUUUGCACUAGUGAUGGUGUUCAGUUGAUUAGGUAUCUUUUUUCCAUUCCCCAAUGUGCAGUUCUAUUUGCAAAAUUCUCUGCUUUGCCUUUCUUCGUUUUAUAAGUCUGUUUUUAUGCCCUUUGUAUGUUAAGAGCUCUUGUAACUAUUUUUAAUCAUGGCAGUUUGUAAUAAUAACAUUGAAAAAUAACUCA